UGCCUCUCCUGACAUUUCUGGUCCUGGCUUUGAUGGGAGUCUAUAUUGGAGAAAACCAUCAGGUUUUAUGUCUCACAGACAUUCCACUGACCAUGGCUCCAAAUUCAUAUGAUGACCAGUACAUCGGCUGCCCGUCUACGAUGGAGGAUAAACUGAUGGACCCAACUAAAAAUGAAUUUGCUCCAGGAAAAAAAUAUACUUACAUUUGGGAAAAUGCAGUCUCCUUUUGGAACCAAUUUAAAGGCUCUGUCCUGCUGCCCGAGAACUUCAAGAAGGUCUAUGGCGUGGCCCUCUUGGCUUAUACAGCCUGUAGCAAUUUGUACCCAGAUUUCAAUGCAGCUGUACGAACAGGUGGGAAGUCCACCACGUCUUAUGAAAAAGAUUUCCAUUUCAAGAGCUUUGACUUUCUCGUAACGAAGGCCAUUGAGGUCCUGAAGGCCUCCCAAACUGGUUGCUACGAUGUGUAUCGAGGCGUUUCAAACCUACGCUUCACUGUCCCUGAUCCCAAUAAGCCUGUCCGUUUUGGACACUUCACGUCCUCAUCACUGAGUAAAGAAGUUGCAGAGUACUUUGGGAUGGACACUUUCUUCACAAUCAAGACCUGUUAUGGAGCCAAAAUCAUCGACUUCUCCUACUUCCCCAGUGAAGAAGAGGUUUUGAUUCCACCUUACGAGAUGUUCAAGGUUGUGGGUGUCAAAGAGGUGGGGGGCAAAACCCAAAUCACGCUCCACAGUGAUUCCAAGAGCAGCAACUUCAACUGUGGAUCUAAGAGAGCCAACGCCAAGGCAUAUGUCCUCUCUGUGGAUAAUCGAGGUACUUCCUCCAAUGGGAUGUACGAUGGAUACUCAGGGAUGGAUGCUCGAGCCCUUGCUGCCUUGAAUCAGACGGACUAUGACUACCUGGUCGCCAAAUGCAAGCUUUCAGGUGCCGCUCCCAGUUCCUUGACCCCGGGCAUCCCGGCAUCUUUCCUUCUCUGGGGAUUCCUUCUCUUCUCUGGUUCCCUUCAGUCAAUGGGAAGCUGGUAAUAGACUCAACACGAAUUACAAAAUCAUAUAUAAAUUGUAUCAUAUUAUUUACACUUUAUGAAGUAUCACAAUAUCGAAACAACUGCCUUCCCCGUCCCCGCAAUGGACUUCAUUUCCAGGAAAUGACACAUUCCAAAAGGGGAUUUGUCAACGUUUUCCACCAAAAUUACACCUGAGGGGAACUGAAGAGGAAAUGCAUGCCCACUAUGUAAUGCUUUGCAAAGACACUGUGCUAUAUGUGUGUUAACUGGAAAAUGAAGUGCAUGAAGCUGAUUGGCUGAGCCUGUAAAGACCUGGGAAUUGAUUUGAUAUUGUUUCUGUUCUGCUGCUGUAGAACCAGUUUGAACAAGUUUUUUUUUCAGUGCUGACUGAGCACUGCUGGAGAAAAGAGCUGUGUACACAAAGAGGCCUUGCUAUUUUCGAGGCCUGUUUGCUGCUGAAAAGAGAGGGUGAAGAACCAGGACUGUAUCCUUCUCUGAAGUAGAUCUGUGGACUGAGAAAGGACUGUUUAUGACUGUUUCUGUUCUGCUGCUGUAGAACUAGAUUGAACAAGUUUUUUUUUCAGUGCUGACUGAGCACUGCUGGAGAAAGAGCUGUGUACACAAAGAGGCCUUGCUAUUUUCGAGGCCUGUUUGCUGCUGAAAAGAGAGGGUGAAGAACCAGGACUGUAUCCUUCUCUGAAGUAGAUCUGUGGACUGAGAAAGGACUGUUUAUGACUGUUUCUGUUCUGCUGCUGUAGAACUAGAUUGAACAAGUUUUUUUUUCAGUGCUGACUGAGCACUGCUGGAGAAAAGAGCUGUGUACACAAAGAGGCCUUGCUAUUUUCGAGGCCUGUUUGCUGCUGAGAAGAGAGGGAGAAGAACCAGGACAGUAUCCUUCCGAAGCAUAUCUGUGGACUGAGAAAGGACUGUUUAUGACCGAGGAUUUCUGUAAGCAAUCAGAGGGACCAUUGCGAAUACCACUGUUCUUUUGAUCUCUUGGAAUUAGUAAAGUUCCUGCAUUUCAUUCUUUGUUCUGCAAACCUGAAUGGUACGUCAUUGUUCUGCAGGUGACUAUGGGUCGCGGGCACACGUAAGAGCUUCCAUUUAUCAUCAACAAUCCACAAUACACUAACCCCAGACCUCUACAAAUCCCUAUACAAAAGGGGUUUCACUAUGUGCCUCAGAACUAUAUAUCUAUUGUCUUAAAAAUCAUCUAUGUGCCUUCCCAGAUUAAUAGGAAAUCUCCAACACCAAGUCCCAUAAGCACUUUAUUAGAAUUAAGAUCGCAUAUCGCACUCUGCACUUGCCCUAGAAGCCUUAUAUAUCACCUGUCACAUCAGCACUUUUAAUCGUGUACCCAUUACUCUGGCCCGGCCCAGUUUUAUUGUGUUUUAGCGUAUUGUUUAUUGCUUGUUGUUUAUACUGUUUUAAUUCUUUUAAUUUGCCUUUGUUUGUAUUGUUAUAUUGUGUGUUGAGGCCUUGGCCUUUGUAAGCCCCAUUGAGUCCUUCGGGAGAUGCUAGCGGGGUACAAAUAAAGUUUAAUAAUAAUAA
Messenger RNA from Anolis carolinensis (green anole), 2557 nucleotides. Its product is annotated as NAD(P)(+)--arginine ADP-ribosyltransferase 2-like. Gene Ontology annotation, molecular function: NAD+ poly-ADP-ribosyltransferase activity; NAD+-protein-arginine ADP-ribosyltransferase activity. NCBI's taxonomy places the organism in Eukaryota, Metazoa, Chordata, Lepidosauria, Squamata, Anolidae. The record is from RefSeq and is a predicted model, not a curated record. The transcript has 5 exons. The coding region runs from base 33 to 1025 and encodes 330 amino acids.